Polistes canadensis is the source of this 1553-nucleotide messenger RNA. RefSeq names its product probable asparagine--tRNA ligase, mitochondrial (gene AsnRS-m). NCBI's taxonomy places the organism in Eukaryota, Metazoa, Arthropoda, Insecta, Hymenoptera, Vespidae. Gene Ontology annotation, molecular function: asparagine-tRNA ligase activity; ATP binding; nucleic acid binding. The record is from RefSeq and is a predicted model, not a curated record. Gene Ontology annotation, biological process: asparaginyl-tRNA aminoacylation. The coding region runs from base 118 to 1527 and encodes 469 amino acids. The transcript has 4 exons. Gene Ontology annotation, cellular component: mitochondrion.
ACUGUUCAGAUAUCGUUACUAAAUUGCAUAAGACUCCAUUUUGUACUUGCAUAUGUGUAAAUGAAAGAAAUUUGAUUUUUAUUGUGAUUCUAAUUCAGGAGAUAUUUUUCUUUAAAUAUGUUUUUUAGAAAUCUAACACGAUUAUUGUUUAUACAAAAAUAUCUUCUUAAACACGAUGCGCGUAAUUUUUCAAGAAUUUCAGAUUUAAUUUUGGAGAAACCCGUUGGAAAAAGUACAAAAAUACAGGGAUGGGUGCAUGCACUGAGGAAAAUGAAGAAUAACAUUUUCUGUGAUGUUUAUGAUGGAUCAACCAAUGAAAUGCUCCAGGUUGUUAUACCUAAAUCUUCUAAGCCAAAUAAUUUAACUUAUGGAAGUAGUAUUGACGUGGAAGGUGUAUUGGGUUUAGCACCUAAUGGUAGAUUGGAACUACAAGUUAAUGAGGCAUACGUUAUUGGUACAUGUGAUGUUAGCCAAGGAUACCCAUUAAUACCAAAAAAACCUUAUGAUGCAGAAUACUUGAGACAAUAUUUACACUUUAGACCUAGAACGCAAGAAUUCAGUAGUUUACUACGAUUGCGUGAUGUAGCUACUGCAUCUAUUAAUAAUUAUUUUAGAAAUAGAAAUUUCAUACAUAUUCACACACCUAUAAUAACUUCUAAUGAUUGUGAAGGUGCGGGUGAAAUUUUUACUGUUAAACCUGACUCCAAAGAAGUUCUUGAAAGUAUGAAGAAAGAUGGUAUGUCAUUAGACGAAAUCUAUUUCGAUUCUAAAGCAUAUUUAACUGUAUCUGGACAAUUACAGUUAGAAGUACUUGCAAGAACUCUUUCAAAGGUAUAUACUUUUGGACCUACAUUUAGAGCUGAAAAUUCGAAGUCAAGAUUGCAUUUAUCAGAAUUUUAUAUGAUAGAAGCUGAAAGAGCUUUCGUUUCAAAUAUUGAAGAAAUAACGGAAGAAGUUGAACUUUUAAUGAAAACAGUAACUAAAGAUAUGUUUGAUCGAAAUCCUUCUGAUUUCCAUUAUAUUGGUGCAGUUGAACCACAAUGGUUGAAUUGUAAAUUUGGAUAUAUGACUUAUGACGAAGCAGUAAAUAUUUUAAAUGAUCAUGUAGUUCAAUUACAGCAUCCUAUCAAAUACGGAGAGAUGCUAUCUAAAGAACAUGAACUCUUUUUAGUAAAACAUAAUAAUAAUGUUCCUGUUUUUGUCAUAAAUUGGCCAAAAGAGGGUAAACCUUUUUAUAUGAAAGAAUGCUUAAAUGAUUCUUCUAAGGUUGCAGGACUGGAUCUUUUAGUACCAAUUGUUGGAGAAUUAGUUGGAGGAAGCAUUCGUGAAGAUGAUUAUGAAAAAUUGAAGUUAAAAUUACCUUCUAAUCAUAAUCUAUCGUGGUAUUUAGAAAUACGUAAAUAUGGCAAUGUACCCACUGGGGGUUUUGGGAUGGGUUUUGAAAGAUUUCUGCAGUGUGUCUUGGGAAUAACAAAUAUUAAGGAUACAAUUCCUUUUCCCAGAUGGCCACAUAAUUGCCGUUUAUGAAUAAAAUUUUACAGGAUUGUGUUGAU